Molecule: messenger RNA, 4344 nt
Organism: Synchytrium microbalum
Lineage: Eukaryota; Fungi; Chytridiomycota; Chytridiomycetes; Synchytriales; Synchytriaceae
Exons: 20
Coding region: 1-4344 (1447 amino acids)
Biological process (GO): mitotic chromosome condensation; mitotic cell cycle; meiotic chromosome condensation
Cellular component (GO): condensed chromosome, centromeric region; nucleus
Molecular function (GO): histone binding
Source: RefSeq, a predicted model, not a curated record
AUGGAGAUGACAUUUGAUCUUCACGAGACGCUGUCGGCAUGGCAGCAAGGAAGUCCCAACAUUGACAAUGAAUACGAUGCUUCGGAACUGGAUGCCGACGACUUGAAUGGGCGAUUGGACGGCAAGUCGUUGUCUGAUCCAAGCAGUCUUUCCCAAGGAGAUUCUUUUGAUUCAUUGCAGAGCUGCCUCAAAUGUCUCGAAUCCCUGCCAGCUCCAAUAGUACAAAAACUAGGAGAUAUCAUUAUAAAUGGAUUGGAGAGACAUUCCGAGAAUGUUGCUACUGAUAUUGAAGAAGCCAACCAACCCGGCUUUGACUUGGACAGAACUUUACUGGAAAUGUACGCUUUUCUGUUAUACUGGUUCCUCAUGGUUGCUGAAAAGAAGGCCAAGGUUGAAGCUAGUGCUAAAGAACGUGCAAACAUUGGGAAACCCAAGAAAGGACGUGGUGGUAAAGCUAAACAAGUCGACGUCGAUUGGGAUUGGCCAGCUCAGAAGCUCAAGGCUCUCAAAGUCUUGUACGAUAUGUUUGUCUUGGACUUGAAACGAAUAUGGAUUUCAUCUGCUGAACGUGACGCCUACAUCAAUAUGGUCAUUAAAUGCACUUCGUUAUUGUUGGAAGAUGCUGAGAAUGUGAAAAAGGCAGAGUUGCGCACGGCGAUCUUUGAUAUCUGGGCUAUUGCUGUCCGUGACUACAACUAUGCUGUUGGUGCACAAGCAUCUGUUCUGCUAAAUCUCAAGUCUGGUGAAGAGCACCUAUCUGAGCCCAUGGCAGAUUUCCUUGAUGCGCUAGUCAAGCGUUACGAUUCGUCUAGAGUGGUAGACGAAAUCCUUCGUGAAAUCGGUAACAUGGAAUUCAAUGAGAAGGAUCAUUCCAAGAUCGCCAAGACCUUCUCAAAGUUUUUGGUCCGACUGUCAGAUAUCUUGCCUCGCGAAAUGAUGAAGCAGCUGGUGGUCUUGCAAUCGCAAUCUAUACGAUGUGCUAUGAUUGAAGUUGUUGGCAAUCUCAUUCACAACUUGUUGGCUGUAAACAACUCUGAGAUUGCUGCUGCUCAAUUGCACAGGUUCUAUUGGAUCCUUCAAGACAGAUUUAGAGACACGUCAGCUUUUGUUCGAGUCAAAGUCUUGCAAGUCUUGAUGAAAUUGACAGAGCCUCGAGUCCUCGGUGGUACGAUCACAGACAUUCCUGUCGAGACACGACCUGCUAUUAUAGAUUUGGUAAUUGGUCGUAUGAAGGACAAGAGUAGUCUUGUACGAAAAAAUGCUGUCAAGCUUUUGACCAAGAUGAUGGAUACCUGUCCUUUCCUGGCUUUUCCUAAAGACGAAGGAAAGCUUAAUGUGAAGGUGUUUGAGUCUCGUCGAACAGAGAUCCUGCACAUUAUUCAGGCUAAAUAUCCAAACGAAGCAGCUGCUAUCGCUGAACUGUUAGAUCUCCCGGCACCGCCUAAUGGCAAUAAAGAUCAAGAAAUGGAUGUCGACAAGCCUGAGCAACCAGAAGGCCAACUAGUCGAUGAGCCAGUACCGCAAGACGACCCAGACCUGACGGCUCAGAAUCUUGGUCAGUUCCAGAAGCUGCUCAAGUAUUAUACCGAGGCCAUCAAAUUUGGUCAACAAUUGUUUGAAGCCAUUCCCACCUUGUGUGAGCUAUUGAGCUCAAAGACAAAAACAGAAGCAGUAGAGGCCAUGCGUUUCUUUGUAGAAGCAUAUGGAUAUGGUGUUGAAGGUGCUGAUAUUGGAGUCAAGAGAAUGGUUCACAAGAUAUGGGAUAAGGAUACUGAUGGUGAUUCUGAAAAGGGUAUUCGUGAAGACUUGAUUGAGAGCUAUGAGAAAGUCUACUUUAGAAUGGAUCCUGCGAAGAGUGAACGUCAAAACUUGGAGACUAUUGUAUACAAUCUGAUUCGGCUGACUGAUGAAAUGAAUCUCGCAGAGUUGACUUCCCUUGAGCAACUCUUGAGUACCAUGAUCGUCAAGGAACGUGUUCAGCCAGAACAAGCCAUCAUUGAUGCACUAUGGGGCAUCUUUGGUCGUAAGAAGACAGAUGCUGCAUCAGCUAGAGAACGACGUGGUGCCAUUAUGAUUCUGAGCAUGUUUGCCAAGACUCGUAAAGACAUUAUUGCAGACAAGACUGAUAUAUUGUUGAGAGUUGGAUUGGGCGAUUGUGGACGGGACGACUUGCUCUUGGCUCGCUAUGCCUCUGUUGCCUUCCAAAUGUUGGGAGCUUCAGAAAGGAAGAAGGGCACCUUGUCGGAUACCCACAAACGUCUUCCUAUGAAUCAUGCCAUAUUUCAGCAAACAUGUGAUUUGCUUCUUGAUGAGGACAUCUCUGAGCACUGGUUUGAGUUUGCCGAACAAGGCUUAAACACUAUAUAUUUGCUAUCCGAGCAUCCAGAUGUCAUAUGUGGUGAAGUCAUCAAACGUGUAGCUUCACGAGUCUUGAAGAUUCCCUGUGCUGUCGAUUCUCACGUAGAAGCAACAGCUUCCAAGAUUCAAUCUGAUUUACGUAUUGAUGAUGAUGGUGGAGAACAAGGAGAAGGAGGAGAUGGAGAUGUCAUGAUGGGUACUCAGGCUUCUGGCUUCUCUGAUUCUCCUACUUCUACUCAAGAGGUAGUGCAAUGUGAUUCGUUGAAUCUGGCCAAAUUAUGCUUUAUGGUUGGUCAUGUUGCCAUCAAGCAAAUUGUGCACUUGGAGUCUAUUGAAGUCGUUUGGAAGAGACGAAAAGCUGCUGAGGAUUUUGCCAAGACGCCUGGUAAACGUACGGGUGCAGAUGAAUUGGAUAAUGUAACUGGAUCUACAGAAGAUGAAUUCACGGAAGCCAUUAAUUAUAUUCGUGAACAUGAACUGAUUCUUGGCGAACACUCUUUAUUGGCUGCUUUCGCACCUCUAGUAGUGGAAAUCUGCAAACACAACUCUACAUAUUCGCAUCCGCUGCUCCAAACACAUGCAGUACUGGCUCUGAGCAAAUUUAUGUGUGUGAGCUCCGACUUUUGUGACUCGAAUCUUCAGCUACUCUUGACCAUUCUGGAGAGAUCGUCACUACCAGUCGUCCGUCUCAACACUAUUAUUGGCAUUGGAGAUUUGGCUGUUUGCUUCAACUCUCUAAUUGAUCAAAACGUUGAACACUUGUAUAAACGUCUCCAGGAUGAUGACGAAGCCGUCAAGAAGAACACCUUGAUGGUCUUGACUCAUUUGAUUUUGAAUGGAAUGGUCAAAGUCAAGGGCCAGAUUAGUGAAAUGGCCAAAUGCUUGGAAGAUGAAGAUCAACGAAUCUCUGACUUGGCCAAACUCUUUUUUACUGAGUUGGCAUCCAAGGAUAAUGCCGUGUAUAAUAAUUUGCCAGACAUUAUCAGUAACUUGUCGCAACCUAUUCCAGCUGGUGUGGAUGAAGAUACUUUUAAGAGUAUUAUGAAGUUCAUGUUUGAUUUCAUCAAGAAGGAGAAGCAAACAGAGAGCCUGGUAGAAAAACUUGUCUUGAGAUUCAAGAAUGCCGAUACUGACCGACAAUGUCGAGAUAUUGCAUUCUGUCUGGGACUCUUGCCCUUCUCAUCGGAAAAGUCAAUCAAGAAAUUGGUUGAAGGGAUGGGACAUUAUCAAGAUAAGCUGUACGAGCCUACUGUCUGGAAACACUUCCAAGAGAUCGUCUCAAAGGCAAAGAAGCAGCCGAAGACAGAGAACAAGGCAUCGAUUGAAGAAUUUGAACGCAAAUUGAUUGAAUUGCACGAGAAAUGUCUUGAGCAACAAGAAACGGUUGCUACUGCUAUGGCUACCAAGGCCAAACAUGGAAAAGCCAAGCCUGGUGGAAACAUGAUGCUGGACGAACCCGACAAUAAUGAAGAGGAGGAGGAGGGUAAAGAAGGUGAAGGUGAACAAGGUCAAGAAGGAGCGUUGGCUGAUGCUAUGGCUUCCUUGAAUGUGAUCGGCAGUAAAGAUAGUCGAGCAUCUCGUGGUACGCCUCGUGGUAGGCCUCGUGGUAGAGUCGCUGCACCUCAAUCUGCCAAACGCUCAACUCGUAAAAAGGCAGCUUCAAGUGAUGAGGACGGUGCAGACGAUAAUGACGCUGAAGAUGUUGAAAACCAUGCACCACCACCGCCUACCAGUACCCGUAAACCACGUGGACCUGUACAGAAGGCUAUGAAAAGCAGCAGCAGUAGGAAUAGUAGAGGUGUCGGUAGCAUAACAAAGAAGACGAGCAAACUCAAGAUUAACGAUGAUGAAGAUGAUCAACCAAAAAAGAACGACGAUGAAGAAGAAGAAGAUGAUGUCAGUGAUCUUGAACUCGUUACAAAACCAAAACCAGGUCGUCGAGGUAAACGAGUCGUUAUUCCAGAAAGUGAUGAGGAUGAUGACUGA